UAGUGCUUUGCCACCAGCAGAACGGUAACAGAUUGUGUAUAACGCAAACCUGAGAUGUGGAUGUAAUAUUGAUGUUGGAUAGUUUCCUUUGAUUUUACAGAAAUAGGGAUCAAUGAAAAUCCUGUGAGAGAUUAGAAGAGUGUGGUGCUGAAGAGAGACACUAAGCUGAAGCAGAUAGCUGGAAUAUGAUGCUGCCGUACCGUGUUGGACGAGCGUGUCAUGUGCUUGUGCUGGUGUUGUGUCUGUCUGCAGCUGAGGACUUCGACUGGACAACGAACAACCACGACUCCUUCUAUUAUGGCACUUUUCCAACUGGAUUUUCGUGGGGCGUCGGCAGUUCAGCCUAUCAAACAGAAGGAGCCUGGGACAAAGAUGGAAAAGGACUGAGCAUCUGGGAUGUGUUCACUCAUAAGAAAGGAAAGAUAUUCCUGAACAAUACUGGAGACUCUUCAUGUGAUGGAUACUACAAAGUUAAGGAGGAUGUCUCGUUGAUGAAAGACCUGAACCUAAACCACUAUCGGUUCUCAAUCUCUUGGCCCAGGAUCAUCCCAACAGGAAUCAGGUCUGACCAUGUGAACGAGAAAGGAGUGAAGUUUUAUAAUGCUCUUAUUAAUGAGCUGCUUGAAAAUAACAUUACUCCCAUAGUAACCAUGUAUCAUUGGGACCUACCUCAGGUCUUGCAGGAGAAGUAUGGAGGAUGGCAAAACAUCAGCAUGGUUAAUUAUUUUAAUGACUUUGCCAACCUUUGCUUUGAGCGAUUUGGGGACCGCGUGAAACACUGGAUAACCUUCAAUAACCCAUGGUCAGUGGCAGUUGAAGGAUAUGAGACUGGAGAACAUGCUCCAGGACUGAAGCUCAUGGGCACUGGAGCCUACAGAGCAGCUCACCACAUCAUUAAGGCACACUCCAAGGUAUGGCACACCUACGAUUCUCAGUGGCGAAGCAAACAGAGAGGUAUGGUGGGGAUUUCAUUGUCUGGGGACUGGGGAGAACCUGUGGACAUCACAAAUCAAAAGGACAUUGAGGCUGCUGAGAGAUACGUCCAGUUUUACAUAGGCUGGUUUGCUACACCCAUUUUUCAUGGAGACUAUCCUCAAGUGAUGAAAGAUUUCAUAGGCAGGAAAAGUGCACAGCAGGGAUUGGGAACAUCUCGUCUCCCAACCUUUUCCUCUCAAGAGAAGAGCUACAUCAAAGGCACCUGUGACUUUCUAGGCGUGGGCCACUUCACGACUCGCUACAUUACCCAAAAGAACUUCCCCUCAACCCGCAGCAACACCUACUUUACAGACCGCGACAUAGCAGAGCUGGUUGACCCAAAAUGGCCUGAUCCAGGUUCAGAGUGGCUUUAUUCGGUUCCUUGGGGUUUCCGUCGACUGCUUAACUUCAUAAAGACUCAGUAUGCUAACCCAAUGAUCUUCAUCACCGAGAAUGGAGUGUCAGAGAAGGUGAUGUGCACUGAGCUGUGUGAUGAUUGGAGAAUACAAUAUUACAAGGAUUACAUCAACGAGAUGCUCAAAGCUAUAAGGGAUGGAGUCAAUGUGAAGGGUUAUACUGCCUGGUCUCUGCUGGACAAGUUUGAGUGGGAUGAGGGCUAUUCGGAGAGGUUUGGACUGUACUAUGUGGACUUCAAGAACAAAAAUAAACCACGUUACCCCAAGGCCUCUGUUCAGUUUUAUAAACGCAUCAUUAGUUCUAAUGGAUUCCCCCAUCAGAGAGAGGUGGAGAACUGGAGAAGAAAGGCUACAGAGACUUGCUCCUCCAGCAAUCAGCUCCUGGCUGCAGAGGAACAGCGGAAUACGGUUGCCAAUAUUCUAAGACUUAUUCAUGAUCCUUUAACUAGCCACAUGGAGAUGGUGACUGAGAUUGUGGUUCCCACCGUGUGUACUCUCUGCAUUCUGAUGAGUGCCAUUUUUCUCAUGUUUCUGCUGCGUAAACGCAACUAGUACAGUGUUUUUUUUAUAUUCUGCUAUUAUAGGGACACUCCACUUUUUUUGAAAAUAGGGUCAUUUUCCAGCUCCCCUAGAGUUAAACAAUUGAGUUUUACCUUUUUUUGGAAUCCAUUCAGCCGAUCUCUGGGUCUGGCGGUACCACUUUUAGCAUAGCUUAGCAUAAUCCAUUGAAUCUGAUUAGACCAUUAGCAUCACGCUCAAAAAUGACCAAAGAGUUUCAAUAUUUUUUCUAUUUAAAACUUGACUCUUCUGUAGUUACAUUGUGUACUAAGACUGACGGAAAAUUAAAAGAUGGUAACUUUUAAUAGCUGGGCACUAUUUUCGGGCGCUGCGUAAUAUCAUUGUGCCUGCUGCACCUAUGGUAUGGCAGCAAAGUCCAUGAUUAUUACGCAAGAAUGAGAGUAUAGUUCCUAGCCAUAUCGGCCUAGAAUAUAGCAACUUAAAUUUUUCCUGUCGUUUUUAGUAAAUGAUGUAACUACAGAAGUAGGGAUGCUCAUAUCAGUUAAUUUUCCCGACCGACAACCGUAGCUUCUAAACCGAACAUUAACCGUUAACUUAUAAGAUUUUAAUAUGAAAUUGUCAUUGAGUAAAAAUACAGUUGACGGGUGUCUGUGAACUAGUAAAAACAAAACAUUUAAUUUGAACGUGCAAACAGCAGCGACAGAUCAACAACAGAACCAGGAUUCAUACAGAUAUUCA
Molecule: messenger RNA, 2648 nt
Organism: Misgurnus anguillicaudatus (oriental weatherfish)
Lineage: Eukaryota; Metazoa; Chordata; Actinopteri; Cypriniformes; Cobitidae
Gene: lctlb
Product: lactase-like b
Biological process (GO): carbohydrate metabolic process
Molecular function (GO): hydrolase activity, hydrolyzing O-glycosyl compounds
Source: RefSeq, a predicted model, not a curated record